AUGGAGACUCCUGAUGAUCAACUACUCAAGUUCAUCCCGGCUGGUUCUUACCUCUUAACUGAAGACUCGGCUAAUGAGCAAACGGACUGCGAUACUAGGCCUUCAUCAAUCAGAACACAGCCAACAGAAGAGAUUCAUAUGGGAAGAUCUUUAAUACCCACUACAAUCAGUACAGCCAUAAGAGAUAUUCCUAAAGAUAUAGAACGACCGGGUCCACUUCGAAGUAUAGGACGGCCAAGAAUCGGUGCCUCGGGCAAAGCUGUAUUGUCGGAGGAACGCCGCAAACAAGUCAGACAUGCCCAGAGAACAUACAGACUCAAGAAAGAAGCCAGACUCCAAAGACUGCAGGCCCGUGUCUCAGAACUCGAGCAGCGGCUUGAGAGGAUCUCUGUGCUAUCCUCCGGCUUUCGCGAUGCGGCAUUGGACUGCAAUCUAGAUGCAACACAUCCGGAACUUUUCUCGUAUUUUGACAGAAUGCGUGAGCUUAUGAUAAUCAACCUGGAGACCUCCAGUGUAGCAAACGGGGAUGAAAAUGUUUCCCAGUCAAAUAGCUCGAGUACCUCAAGAGAUGGCCAUCUGCCCAAUUCCAUUGUUCGUCGAUCUGAAGAAACGGACAAGCAUCAUCCCAGGCUUGAAAGAGCAUCUUUAGUGACUGCACAGUUUACAUCUUGCUUUCAGGAACAAACUUUCGCGCGCAAACUGCAUCGAUAUUGUCUGGAGUAUGCAUAUCGUUUAUUUAUAGAUGCAUCAUCCAACCCGAAAGAUAUCUAUCGAGUCUUCAGACUAGUCCCUUGCAUCCGGGACCGAUCUAAGAUGGAACCAUAUUUUCGAAGACUUGUGGAUGGUGGGAUUCAAGAAUCGCUUGAGAUUCUGACACUCCCAUUUUACUGCAUUGGAGGCGCUGGGACACAUUAUCCCCAGAGAGAUGAAAAUGGGAUCCCCAUAUAUCCUCCAAACAUGCGAUUUCCCGGGCGAAUUCUUGGAAUUUUGCCCACAGCGAGCAGUGAAGCGGACUCAUCGGUGCGGCGGCAAAGCAAAGAGCAAAACCUCGCACUCCUUGGGUUCGGGGGCGGAUGGUUCGACUGUAACGACGUUAUGGGCUACUUGGCUGAAAUCGGUGUCGAUGUAUGGAGCGGGGAUCUAAUGGCGAGGAUAGAUCUGUCUCGUCAGAUACGUGAGGUGAAUCAAUCCUACGAAAACGUCUUGGACCGAAUGCUUCUGGGAGAUGAGAACAUGUCUCGAAAUGAUUAUGAUGAUAUUCGGCGAGCCUCUCGAUAUGUUCUUGACGUCGAAUACUUCUUUAGUAGGCUCCUCCAGGGUGCCGUUAUUCUAGGCCGAGCACCAGGCUUUAGGAAGUCUGAUGUGGAAUUUGCACUUCAUUCAUCAUUGCAGAUGCAAACCACUAUCUGA
Molecule: messenger RNA, 1410 nt
Organism: Monascus purpureus
Lineage: Eukaryota; Fungi; Ascomycota; Eurotiomycetes; Eurotiales; Aspergillaceae
Source: the annotation of a GenBank genome assembly